Molecule: messenger RNA, 459 nt
Organism: Pseudovirgaria hyperparasitica
Lineage: Eukaryota; Fungi; Ascomycota; Dothideomycetes; Acrospermales; Acrospermaceae
Exons: 1
Coding region: 1-459 (152 amino acids)
Source: RefSeq, a predicted model, not a curated record
AUGCGGCGCACCGUACCUCCUGCUAUCGUCUGGCCCCUCUAUUCCUCGCCUGCCCACACCUACAAACCCUCAAAUCCAUUGACCAUGUCCCAUCUAAUUGACGUCCGCACACCCGAAGAGUACGCUACCGGCUUCCUGGGCAAUGCCAUCAAUAUACCUUAUCAAGACAUUGCGUCUCUCGUCGCGCGGCCAGACACCAAGAAGAGCGAUGACAUCACACUUUAUUGUCGGUCAGGACGCAGGUCGGGCAUUGCAUUGGGCGUGUUGAAAGAGUUGGGGUUCGUGAAUGUGCGUGAUAUUGGGGGCCUGGAGGAGGCGAGGGAGGUGCUUCGGAUGGAAGCUGAAGCUAAGCAGAUUGAGGAAAGAGAGAAGGGAGGUAGAGAGAAGAGGGCUGAUAGAGAGGGCAUGAGGGAAGCAUCGAGGAGGUUGAUGGAAGGAUUGAGGGACUUGGGGGAGUGA